This is a messenger RNA of Amoebophrya sp. A25, 1583 nucleotides long. The record is from the annotation of a GenBank genome assembly. Lineage: Eukaryota; Dinophyceae; Syndiniales; Amoebophryaceae.
UCAGAAGUGAGUCUGAUUCGGAAAACAAGUCGCAACAUCAGCCGAGAUUUCGUUUCAAGAUAGCCGUGAUUUCUCGCUCUGAGUAUUUUCCCAGAAGUCACGAUGGAUUUGAUAGCUUUUUGUCAUGUGUCUGAUCUCAAAAACAAGAAUUCAUGAUGUGUUGAUUUCUACAGCUCGAGUAAAGUAAGAUGUUCCUCAUUCUUGUUUUGUCUCAGGAAGUUAGCAAACACUGACGGCUGAGUGAGAAAUAAGUAUAUAAUUUCGUAUCAUUUGAAAAAGCAAUUCACUGACGAUCAAGUAGAUUGUUGAGCAAUCGUAUCAAAAUGGUUCUUCCGUACAAAAGUAUGGUUGGGGGUCACGUCGUGCAGUGGGGAAAAGUUGAAAAGCAAGGUGGAUACUACCACGGACAGUGGAUGGCGAUCAUCACCGGUGCUAGGUGUGUCAUUGCCGGAAAUCGUUCCGGCAAGAAGAACGUGUUCGCACCCACGCAGGAAACGGUGCUCGAGAAGGCAAUCACGUUCAUUACCUCCGGCACCAUAGCUUCUAAUAUUGGAAGUGCUUCGACAGGAGGGCUUGUGCGGAAAAGUAACGACAAGGCUCCACACUCCAGGCACGCUGCUGUAUUGUCGACCGAAAACGGCAUUUCCAGUAGUACCGACAAUGGCAAGGUCCUAACAAAUGUGGUGCAGUACUACGGCCACCGAUUCGCGUACGGAAAGGUGAAGAAAGUAGGUGGUCCGUUUGAGAACCAGUGGAUGAUUCGAAUCACCGGGGGGCCUGCCUGUCCACCAGGUAGCGGAAAGAAGGACUUUUUCGGUGUGAAUGAGCACGAAGCAAUCAAGAAAGCACAGACGUUCGUCGACUCUUGGCGCCAGACUCAAACGUCAUCCCCCACUACAUCGCUCUCCCAAGAAGCCACCAGCAUCAGGAGCUUCACUGGUCCUUGUAGUUUGGGCGGAAGCAGCAGCAGCAGCAUUAGUAGCACGGGUUCAAGACAGCUUUCCUCCACCGGGUCGUGCUGCACCAUCUGCUUGCUUGAUCCUGCGAACGAGGUAGCAAUAGUACCAUGCGGCCAUUGUUUCUGCCGAACCUGUGCGUCUACUCUGGCGCCAGAGUUUCUGCGACCCCCGGAAGGACUCUGCUGCCCGACGUGUCGCGGAAAAGUAACCAUGCUCAUGAAGAUUUAUCCAUCUUAGACUAUUACGUCUCGCGCUAUGCAUUCACAAUGAGUGACCCAUUAAAAUUGUAUAAUGUUGAUGUAGUUGAGACUGGUGCUCUGCCGCCAGGACUAGUCUUACUUCUAAAAAUUACCCCAUGCUUCUCGUUCUUAUAAAAAUGUGAAGGUCCUCUCUAGUAUUCCGUACAUCAAACGCAUUGUGACUUGCAUAGUAGCAUCAAAGCUAGAAUUAUACGUAGAUUCGAACAACAACAAAUUUAGCACAAGGCAUCUCCGUCCUCAUGCAGCCUACUAGGAAAUAUAGAUACUCAUCAAUCAACAUCGUCACGCGAACAUGAUUGAUAGAGAAGAUUGUCAUGAUCCAGCUUUCAAAUUCCAGAAAACAAAAAACCUAGACAUCGGAAAG